Ziziphus jujuba (common jujube) is the source of this 3138-nucleotide messenger RNA. RefSeq lists its product as uncharacterized. The record is from RefSeq and is a predicted model, not a curated record. The transcript has 6 exons. NCBI's taxonomy places the organism in Eukaryota, Viridiplantae, Streptophyta, Magnoliopsida, Rosales, Rhamnaceae. Bases 814 to 2733 code for a protein of 639 amino acids. Gene Ontology annotation, molecular function: chromatin binding.
AUGUCUUGGGCUCUGCCUUUAGUCCUCCGUGGCUCUGCAAACCCGAACAAUGUCCAUUUCUCUGUCUCGUUUUCUCUGUAAAUUUCGGCUCCUCAGUUUGUCGUGGAGAAGCUCCAUGGAAAACUCACCGAAGAGAAGCUCUCUCUCUCCUUGAAACUCUAACAACCACACCAUACUCUGUUCCAACCAUUGAAUUCUCUAGUUUCUUUUUUGUUUGACUUUUGGGUUUUUUCCUUAGCAUCUUUACGAAACUAAUAGACCCCCUAGUUCCAUUUUUCGUAUCUUUUUCCAAAGUUCAAUGCAACCUUAGUCCCCUCUGUUUGUAUCCCUUCCCUUGCCUUAACUUUGUGGGCUUUUUGUAGCUAAUGCUGUCGCUUAGACCUGCGCUUUUCUAAUUGGGUCUAGGUUUUUUGGAACCCUAAGACCUAUUUUGAGUUUUACCUUUUGCACAUUAUUUUGCUGCUCACUUUUGCUUCAUACCCACUUAUUUGGCGGCUGUUUUUCAUUCCUUUACAAACGGACGAAAGAGAAAAACUAGGAACUUUUGCAACUUUUUAAGCUAGGGUGAGUUUCUGGGAUGUGGGUUUUGGUUAGAGUUGUAUUUGCUUUAGCGUUUUGUUUGAAUGGGUUUGAAUUCCGUGAGAACCCAAGAUUACCAGUAUUAGGGUUUUGUAGUCAAAUGGGUUAGUUUGGCAAGAUAUAAGGGGGAAAAAAUAAAAAUAAAAAGCUUGAUCACUUUUGUAACCUGUGAUUUUGCAGCUGAUACGAUGUAAAGGGCUUGUUGAAUUUUAUUUGGAAGGGGUUCGCAGCAUCAUGGUGUUUGCGAAUGAUCAUAGUUUCGUGGCUUGGGAGGAGCACAUUUUGUGUCACGACAGAGGAAACCGUGUGGUUCACUACUACUUGAAGGAUCUAACUGGGGAUUUAGUUCUUGCUGUUAUAGGGACUGAGAGGAGCAUUAGGCAUAUGAUGUAUGUAGUUUCCGAUCAGUUCUUGAAGGCUUAUGGGUCCAAAGGAUCCAUCAAUUCCUGCACAAAAUGGCGAGCAAGAAGAGAAGUUGUUGAGUGGUUGACAUCUUUGGUCUCUAGGCAGCGUCUGCUAGAUGUUUCAAAUUCACCAACAAAUGACUCAACGCAAGCUGUAUCAUUGACUGAAUUCAGGGGUCGUCAAACUCACUUGCCAGAUCAAAUGGUUCCAAGAAAAUUGAAAGUUCAGUAUUCAGGAAUUGAAUGGUCUGGGAUUGCUUGGAUCUGUGCCAAGCAGCUCAAGCACUACCCAGCUUUUUUCAGGAAUGGAACUACCAUAGGAGUUCACUCCUUUGUAUUUAUAAUGGCUUUAGAGGAUUAUCACUACCUUGGUUACUUGGAAGACAUGUAUGAAGACAAGAAAGGACAGAAAAAGGUAAAAGUGCGUUGGUUUCACCAUAAUCAGGAAGUCAAAGAUGUAAUCCCUCAGCUAAAUCCACACCCCAAAGAAGUUUUCAUCACACCUCAUGUCCAAGUGAUCAGUGCAGAGUGCAUUGAUGGCCUUGCGACUGUUUUAACACCUAAGCAUUAUGAGAAAUGUUUGGAAAAAGUUGCAAAUAAUUCAUCACCUGGAGUCUAUAUGUGCUUUAGACAGUUCAAAAACCAUAAGCUUAGACCCUUCACGCUUGCUAAAUUGCGUGGAUACUCCAACCAAGCAAUUCUCUCCUCUAUAGAUGACCAAGUUGUCUUCAAGCAGAAACUCAAGGGUUACAAGCUUUGUGGGGAAGAUGGUGAAGAUUUUGAAUGUGAUGAUCUUGUGGGUUUGGGUUCUAAAAGGAAUAGAAGUCACAAGGAACAUCAAGGGCUUGAAACAGGUGGUCCAAAAUGUGAUCCAACAAGCCAGAAGUUGAAAUUAAGGCUAUCAAGAAAGAUGAUGGGCAUGAAAUUUGUCACACCUGAGCCCCAAUGUUCCAUUUCUUUCAAGGUUGAUGAGAGGAUAGAGCUGCUCUGUCAGGACAGUGGCAUGCGAGGUUGCUGGUUCAGAUGUAAGGUUGUGCAGGUAUCUCAAAAGCUUCUAAAAGUCCAAUAUGAUGAUGUGCUGGAUGUUGAUGAAUCUGGCAAUUUAGAGGAAUGGAUCCCAGCAUAUAGAGUGGCUGCUCCUGAUAGACUGGGCAUAAGAUGCUCAGGUCGCCUGAGAAUCCGGCCAUGCCCUCCCGAGGAUUCUACAGACUUUACUUUUGUGGUUGGAGCGCCAGUGGAUGCUUGGUGGUGUGAUGGCUGGUGGGAAGCUGUAGUCACUGGAAUUGGAAUUUCUGGAACUGAUCUUCAAGUCUAUUUGCCUGGUGAAGAAAAGUUUUUGACUCUCCAGAAAAAGGAUAUUAGAGCUUCCAAAGACUGGAUAGGGAACAAAUGGAUAGAUUUAAAGGCAAAGCCUGACAUACUCUUAUUUUUGUCUGAAAAUGUCAGUCCUAACUUGAAGAUGGAUGAGGUAGCUGGAUCCAAAGUUAACAUGAUUCCCAAGCCUGACAUCGUUGGAGGUAGACAAGGAUUAGCUGAUUUAGUCACGCCUAUUGACCUUUUGGAAAAUGUGAAGGAUUCAAAUCCAAAGAAGCGGUCUCAUAUCAACAACGGUGAUGAAACUAAUAAUUCUAAUGGUAGUGACAGUGGCAUUGAUGAUGCCGAUGGUGGCAACGAGGAGAAAUCAGUUUUAGUGGAAGAUGGUCUAAAUGAGAAAUGUGAAGCAUCAGAAGCAAUAGAAGUGACAAAGUAAGUUAGAACUGGGCCGGAGAAUUUUUUCAUUUUGAUGAUAGAUCCAGAAAGGAAGGACUCAUAAUUGUGAGAUGUAAAUAAGGAAAAAGUGUUGGCAUAGGCAUACUCGAAUAGAUUUUCAAAAUGAAGAGAAUUGGCAGGUGUACAGGAAAUGUUAAAAAGUGUUUUGGGACUAAAUCGGUAAAUGUAAUCAUGGUCAGUUUCAGGUUAGUCAGUUAGCUCAUUUUACUCCUAAUGGUCAAAGAAGAAGUGUGUAUGCACGUCCAGAAAUAUAUGAGUUGUGUCUUUUGUAUAUUAUAGUUGGACAUGGAUUUAGUUGUAAAUUUUAAAAGGUUUGUCUUGUAUUCUAAUUAAUCCGAAGGAUUUCAGUUUUAAGCUAAGAUCAAAUGUAUUACAUUUUCUGCAA